AUGAAUACAAGAAUAUUAUUGCUCAUGCUCUUCUUCUAUUGUGCCAAAACUACACCAACAUUUCCAUUUUCUACCACAAUCAACCAGCUGGAAAGAGGGUUCUCUUCUGGUUCUACCAAGACCACUACUGAUAAUAAUAAUCAACUUUAUGACACCAAAUAUUUCACCCAAAUUCUUGACCACUUCACCUUUACUCCUCAAAGUUACCAUACUUUUCAACAAAGGUAUCUCAUCAAUGACACAUACUGGGGUGGUGCCAAAAAUAGGUCCCCUAUCUUUGUGUACAUGGGAGGUGAAGCAGACGUUGAAUUGUUUGCUCACAACACUGGCUUCAUGUUUGACUAUGCUCCCCAUUUCAAUGCUCUUCUUCUCUUCAUUGAGCAUCGAUUUUAUGGGAAGUCAAUACCAUUUGAAGGAAAGAAAGAAGCGAGAUCAAGUUCAAAUACACAUGGGUAUUUGAGCUCAACUCAGGCAUUGGCAGAUUAUGCAACUUUGAUAAUUGAUUUGAAAAACAAUUUAACAGCAACUGACUCACCAGUGGUGGUGUUUGGAGGUUCUUAUGGAGGAAUGUUGGCAGCAUGGUUUAGGCUGAAGUACCCACAUUUGAGCAUUGGAGCAUUGGCAUCUUCUGCUCCAAUCCUCUAUUUUGACAAUAUUACUUCCCCUUAUGCCUACAAUGAUAUCAUUACCCAAGACUUUAGGAGUGAGAGUGAGGAUUGCUACAAGGUGAUCAAGGGAUCAUGGCAACUCAUUCAAGAUACUGCCAAACAGGCUGGUGGACUGGAGACACUUAGGAAAUAUUUCAGGAUAUGCAAGAAUUAUAUUGGUGUAGACAUUCUUGAACAAUGGCUUAAUACAGCAUAUAGUUACACAGCCAUGACUGAUUAUCCAACUGCUUCCAACUUCCUCAAUCCAUUGCCACCUUAUCCUGUCAAACAAAUGUGUAAAGCAAUUGAUGAUCCAAGGCAUGGAAGCAACACAUUGGAGAAGUUGUACGCAGCAGUGAACAUAUUCUACAACUACUCUGGGGAAGUCAGUUGUUUCGAUCUAAUAAAUCCUCCUGAUCCAUAUGGUCUUAGUGGGUGGACCUGGCAGGCUUGUACAGAAAUGAUAAUGCCGACAGAUGGUAAUAGGAAAGAUAGCAUUUUCCCAGCCUCGGAAUGGGACUAUAACAAAACGGCCCAACUUUGCAAAGACAUCUUCCACAUCGACCCCAGGCCCAACUGGAUUACUACGGAAUUCGGUGGCUAUAACAUCGAGAGGGUUCUGAAAACAUUCGGCAGUAACAUCAUCUUUUUUAAUGGAUUAAGAGAUCCCUGGAGUGCCGGAGGGGUUCUAAAAAAUAUAUCCAAUUCCUUAGUUGCUAUCAUUGCAAAAGAAGGUGCACAUCAUGUGGACCUUAGAUCCUCAACCAGUGAAGAUCCGGAAUGGCUAAAAGAUGUGAGGAGGGAGGAGGUAGAAAUCAUAGGGCAAUGGAUCUCUCAAUAUUAUAUGUUAUAG
Messenger RNA from Ipomoea triloba (trilobed morning glory), 1500 nucleotides. Its product is annotated as lysosomal Pro-X carboxypeptidase-like. The transcript has 10 exons. The coding region runs from base 1 to 1500 and encodes 499 amino acids. Gene Ontology annotation, molecular function: serine-type exopeptidase activity; dipeptidyl-peptidase activity. Gene Ontology annotation, biological process: proteolysis. Lineage: Eukaryota; Viridiplantae; Streptophyta; Magnoliopsida; Solanales; Convolvulaceae. The record is from RefSeq and is a predicted model, not a curated record.